AUGGCCGCCGCCGCUGUCAACACCAACCCUCCUGCACAGUCCGAGACCUCAGAGAAGCACAAGCCGAACCAUGCUUCUAGCCCUUCGAUCGCUUCCAAGGCAGAGGUCAACGGUUCCGAUAACCAUGAGCAUCAACACUUCAAAGAACUUCAGAAGAGUCUGCGCAAUGCUAUGAAGAAGCUGAAUGCGACCGCUAAGGUUGACGCCAUCAUCGCCGAAAACCCUGGGAAGUCAUUGGACGAGCUCGUCGCGGAGAAGAAGAUCAACGUCGAUCAGAAGGCUCAGGCCCUGAAGAAGCCUUCCCUCCAGGCCGCUGUUGCUCAGAUCGAGGAACAGAUUGCCCAGUUCAAGAGCUUCGCUGCCUAUUACGAGGAACGGUUGGUCAGCCAGAAGGCUGAGCUGGAGCAGGCCCACAAGGAGCAGCUUGAAGCUGUUCAGAAGCAGGCCACCGAAGCUGCUAGCGGUGUGAGAGAGACGGAGCUCAGACAGAAGCUGCUUAACUUGAGCAAGUUCCUCUGUGCGGCUGCGCGGGUUAGAAACUCUGGAGACGAGACCUCGAAUGAGAGCCGUGCCUUUGAGGGUGUCCUUUACCAGAUCUACGGCGGUACUCAGGAUGCUGUCUCUUCCAUGCUUAAGAUCAUCGAGGGCGUGGACGAGAAGGUGGUUGGCGUUGACAGCACUCUCCUCGAUGUCACCUACGGAAGAGUAAAGCAGGCCGCUGCUGAGCUUGCUGGACCAACUGACGAGACCACCACCGCCACCACCGAGGCCGCUCCUCAGUCGGACCCUACUCUUGCCAACGCCGGUUACACCGAGCUCCAGGAUUCUUCUUACAACACCGACGCUACUGCUACCGUUGCUAACGAGUCCGCUACUGCCGCCGAGCCUGAGGCGGAGCAGGUCCAGCCGCCUGCUCAGACUCUCGUUGGCGAGGGUGGUAACGCAGUCGCGGAGGCCAACUGGGAUGCCAAUGCUUCUGGUGUCUCCUCGGCCAACACCGAAGGCUGGGUAGAAGUCCCCCGGGACCCCGCCGAGACCGAUACUGGCCUGGAGGCCACACCUGCAGCGGCGCAAGCUGAGGUGAAGACCAGCCCGGCUGCCGAGCAGGGCACCGAGAAUGUUACUGUGCCGAAGGACGGCUUCGAGCAGGUACACCACCACCAGAGACAGCCUAGUGUUCGCGGACGUGGUCGUGGCGGACAUGGCCGUGGACGUGGUGAUGGUUUCCGGGGACGCGGACGCGGCGAGUUCCGUGGCCACGGUCGUGGUCGGGGCCGUGGUGGUCGGGGCCGUGGCGGAGCCAACGCCAAUGGCAAUGGCGCUCCCAGUGCCGCUCCUGCUGGAAACCAGUAA
Aspergillus luchuensis is the source of this 1353-nucleotide messenger RNA. RefSeq lists its product as uncharacterized. The transcript is spliced from 4 exons. The record is from RefSeq and is a predicted model, not a curated record. Bases 1 to 1353 code for a protein of 450 amino acids. Lineage: Eukaryota; Fungi; Ascomycota; Eurotiomycetes; Eurotiales; Aspergillaceae.